UAGCUUGCACUAUUGCAGCUAAUCUAUUGGCAAUAAAAUUCCUCCGUAGCUUUCCUUCUCCUUUAAGCACCAGUGGCUCCACUGCAUUAAAUGUUUCUAGUUUCACACAAACAGUAACCAUAUUCUAUCACUGGAACAUGGGAUAUAGGUGGAAAUACAGGACAAUGCCGACCCCAAAGGAUUCCCAGACAGUGACAGUUUUGCAGACAUUAAUAUUGGUGCUACAAACAGAUAACAAGGUAAAUGAUCUGGUCAUUAAUCUGUCCUUAUAGGAACUAACAGCAGAUGAGAGACGGGUAGUGAUGGGCACAUUUAUUCACCAGGCACAAAUUUGUGAAAUUGAUGACAAAAUGUUGUAGACACCAAUGACUAUUAAACGGUCGCCCAUUGACUUUAAUCUGUGUCAAAUUCUGCCGGCAUUGGUGAUCCCUGUGAAUUGACGCCGGCAUCAAAAUUCGUGCUUCAUGCAUUUUUCUCCCGUUUCACAAAUUUCCCUGGAAAUCGCGGUGAAGCAAAACAGGACAAAUUCUCCCAUCACUAGAGACGGGUACAGAAUGAGGUUUCAGCAAUUAUCACUUUCAAUACCACUGACUUCCUCACUUGGAAUAUUGACUUUCUAAAGUUUUUUAGAUGUACUGAGCUUAAAUUGUGCUUUCUUAAGAGAAAUAACUAUUAUUAUGUGAAAGACUGAGCUCUCAGUUACAGUGAAACCAUAAACAAACUAAAAAAUUAAAUUGCAAAAUAUGAAUGUGAAUUGAAAGUUGCUUAUAGGUCAUGUUGUAAACUGAAUCCACCUGUGAAACUGCUUAACUCGAUGGUGGGUUGUUUCUGUUUCUGUGUCUUUAAGUAGAUUCACCCGAGGAAGGAUUUCUGAAUGGGAAACAUCUAGUGAGACAUUUCUCAUGUACAAUAAAUGGGGCUCUAAAGAAGCACGACAAGGGGUCCUACAAAUGAUAUAAAGAGACCAGGGAACAUAAAUGUCCCCCUUAUACCCCCAAGUUACUGCUGAUGGGAAUUAUUAAUGGGAAGUGCUGCCACUUCAACUCUCUAGGCAGUGAAUGGGAAUUUAAGGGUUAACAGGGAGUCAAAGUUUGAGCAAUAAAAUUUACCCACCCUGUGUAAGAUAAAACAAGUCCCAUUGGUUAUAGAGAGUUUCGUUUCUUGUUCCUGAUUUCAGUGAUGGCGGCUGCUGAUCUGAGAGACGAGCUGAGCUGCUCCAUCUGCCUGAGCAUUUAUACUGAUCCUGUAUCCCUGCCGUGUGGCCAUAACUUCUGCCAGGUCUGUAUUGGGACAACAUGGGACACCCAGGAGGGAUCUGGGGCUUAUUCCUGCCCUGAAUGUAGAGCAGAGUAUCAGGAGCGCCCUGCCCUGUACAGGAACAGAACUCUGGGUAACAUAGCAGAGAGAUUCCUUCCAACUGAGACAGAGCCGGGGGAGACUGGGAUCUUCUGCACCUACUGUGUCCUCUCUCCUGUACCUGCUGCUAAAUCCUGUCUCCUGUGUGAGGCUUCUCUGUGUGAUACCCACCUGAGGGGGCACAGCAAGUCAGCAGAACAUGUACUGACCCAACCCACCGACUCCUUUAUGGGGAGAAAAUGUUCUGUACAUCACAAGGUUCUGGAGUAUUACUGCUGUGAGGAGUCUGUCUGUGUCUGUGUGUCCUGCUGUCUGGCCGGAGAGCACAGGGGCCACAGGGUGGAGCUGCUGAGUGAGGCCUCUGAGAAGAAGAAAGAGAAACUGAGGAAAGUUCUGGAGAAACUGAGCCAAAAGAAAAAGAAGACUAAGAGAGGAGCCCAGAGACUGCAGGAGCGCAGGAGAGAAGUGGCAGAAAAAGCAGCCGGUGAGACAGAGAGAGUCACUGCCCUGUUUAGAGACAUCAGGGAACAGCUGGAAGCCCUAGAGAAGCGACUCCUGAGUGACAUCUCCAGCCAGAAAGAGAAGCUCUCACUCACACUCACUGAUCUGAUGGAGCAGCUGGAAAUAAAGAAGGACGAGCUGUCCAGGAAGAUCCGUCACAUUGAGGAGCUGUGCAACAUGGCAGAUCCACUCACUGUCCUACAGGAACGGGAAUCACAUGGAGCUGCAGAUAAUGAGGGGGGCAGAGAGAGACAUGAUAUAAAGGUCCCUGCUGUAGGGGAUCUGGAUGUGGAUCUGAUCUCAGAGACAUUACUCACAGGCUUAGCUGCCAUUGUGACUGGGGUAAAGGGAAGGAUCUAUGGGCAGGAGGCUACAGACCUGUUACUGGAUAUAAACACGGCUGGGAAUGAUGUAUCUGUAUCAGGGGACAGAAAAUUUGCUUCCUUCUCACUCACAGACCAGCGUCACCCACAAACCCCAGAGAGAUUUCAGUUGGUGCCUCAGACUUUAAGCAGCAGGAGUUUCCCCUCAGGGCGACAUUACUGGGAAGUGGAGGUCAGUGAAUCAGGGGAGUGGGGGGUAGGGGUGGCCUAUCCCAGUAUAGAGAGGGGAGAGGGUCAGUCCUGGAUUGGGAAUAAUAACAAGUCCUGGUGUUUGUACAGAUGGCAUAAUAAUAACUAUACAGCUACACAUGACAGUAAAGACACACAGUUACCCCACGUCCCUUCCUGCAGGAGAAUCAGGAUCUCAUUGGACUAUGAGGCCGGACGUCUGUCCUUUUAUGAGCUGAGUGAGCCAAUCAGACACUUACACACCUUCACUGCCACAUUCACUGAGCCCCUUCAUGUUGCAUUCUGGGUAUGGGGGGGUGAUGAUGAUGAUGAUGAUCGUGCCUGGGUGAGAAUCAUUAGUUAGGUCACUGCCCAGCAUUAAACCCAUUGCCAGAGUUGCCCUUAGCCCAGUGGAAAGGAAAGAAGGAAGGAGAACUAAACCCUAGACCUGAAUAUGGUUAGAAAUGUCACAUUGUAUAUACUGAACUUAUAAAACCAGGCUAUAGAUUCAGCAUGUCCCUAGAAGUAAUGAUGCCGACCUUAAAGGAAAAGUUAAAACUAAAUAAACUUUAUGAGAAAGGUGCAGGUAAAUACAACUAUGAAAAGUCACAGUAUCGCUGCUCUGGGUCCCUGUUCUUUACACAUUGGUCUGGGAUCAGAAUUCCUCCUCAAACUCCCUCACUCCCUUCACUUGAUUUUAUUUGAUCCUAGAGUAGAGCCGACAGCCAGAGACACAGCAGGGAAGUCACACAGGACUGACGAGGAAAUGUUCCACAAUUGUUUUCAGGCUGUGAAAUAUUCAGCAUUUAAUUCACCCAAAUAUCCCCAUGUGUCAUUGCCAGACCCGGAUUUCUAUAAUCAGCGCUACUAGGUCCUAGUGCCUGCCUGCUGUCACACACACCCCUCUCAUGCAAGUUCAUGUUGGACAGGGUCGGACUGUGGGGCCCGGGGCCAACUGGUACUGCUGGUCCAGGGCCCCCCGGGCCUAACUAUCACGUGCUGAGCUUGGCGCAACUGCAUGAACGGCGUAAGUGGCGUCUCUCGGUGCACAUGUGCAUAUCGGGAGGGGGGUCUGACCUGGCAGGUUAUUUCACUGAUGCCGGAUGGCUGGGGAGCUGCAGUUCUGUACAAUGUGACUGGGUGACAUGCCACCCCUGAAAUUUUGCUGCCCUAGGCCUGGGCUUUUGUUAAACUCCCAUAUACUCUUUUUCCCGGUGUGCAGAGAUAUUUAUAUUACAACAUAAUGUUCUGUCCCCAUUUUAUUACAAAUGUUACUGAGUAUGGCAGAUAAAAGCCUUUUAGUUCUCUGCAAUUUGACGGUAUAUAUAGUGAGUAAAGU
Messenger RNA from Xenopus laevis (African clawed frog), 3747 nucleotides. RefSeq names its product E3 ubiquitin-protein ligase TRIM39. The coding region runs from base 1180 to 2772 and encodes 530 amino acids. The record is from RefSeq and is a predicted model, not a curated record. Lineage: Eukaryota; Metazoa; Chordata; Amphibia; Anura; Pipidae. The transcript is spliced from 2 exons.